AGCAUCAGAUGGUGUGUGCUGACGAGCCGUUGCUUGUGGAAACAGCUGGUAGUUUCUGUCAGCGCACACUCUGCCUGUGGAUCAGCUUCAGGAAUAAAGUUCACUUUAGUCUCUAAACCUACAGAACUAGUUCAGAUAGGAGUCUGUGAGUCUGACCCAGCAGACUGGGGGACAUGUCAUCCUGUGAACUCUAACAGACAGGUCUUCAUUCAGGACCUAGCCUGUUAGCGGCUCACACUGAGGCUCGACCACAAGCUAGCCGGCUAACUUUGUAGUCCUAAAGAAACCUCUACCAGGAGGCAGAGCUCCUGUCAGCUGAAGGCUUCCAGACUGUGUAGGAGCAGCUUUCAGCCUCUCUUCAGCAUGACUCAUAUUCAUUAUAAAUUCUCCUCCAAACUCAGCUACGACACGGUGGUCUUUGAUGGGCCAAACACCACCCUGAAGGACCUGAAGACCCAGAUCAUGGAGAGGGAGAAGCUCCGAGCCGGGUACUGCGACCUGCAGAUCACUAACGCGCAGUCCAAACAAGAGUACAAAGAUGAUGAAAGUAUGAUCCCCAAAGGCUCCUCUGUCAUCGUCCGGAGGAUCCCCAUCGUUGGAGUCAAGUCCGGCUCGAACAGCAAAACCCGCAACAUCGAGCGAUCAGACGUCCAGCAGCUGCACCGCGCCCACGGAGCCGACAGAGCAAUGGACGACCACACUUCAACUGACGUCCUCUUUUUCUCCAAGAUGGCUAACCUGGCUGAUGCGGAUGCGUCUGAGGAGGAUAAGCUCAAAGUCAUGAUGAAUCAGUCCGCCUAUGACCCCAUGAGCUACAACAAGUGUGGAACCGUUCUUCCUGCAAACUACACGUGUUAUCGCUGCGGGAACACGGGACACCACAUCAGGAACUGUCCCCACAGCAAGGAUAAGAACGUGGACACCCCCGUGAGAAUAAAGAAGAGCACAGGUAUUCCUCGCUCCUUCAUGGUGGAGGUGGACGACCCCAGUGUGAAAGGAGCCAUGCUCACCAACUGUGGGCGAUACGCCAUCCCUGCCAUAGACGCUGAGGCGUACGCCAUCGGCAAGAAGGAGAAGCCGGCGUUUGCUCCAGUGGAGCAGCAAGAAGAAGAAGAGGAGGAGGAUCCUGUACCCGAAGAGCUCCGCUGUCUGAUCUGUCGGGACCUGCUGAGUGACGCCGUGGUCAUCCCCUGCUGUGGAAACAGCUACUGUGACGACUGUAUCCGUACUGCCUUACUGGAUUCAGAGGAUCACGUUUGCCCCAUAUGUAACACAUCAGAAGUCUCCCCUGAUACCCUGAUAGCCAAUAAAUUCCUGCGACAGGCUGUGAACACUUUUGAGAAAGAGAGAGGUCAAAGUAAAGAUCUGAAGAAAGGGAGCGUUGACACCAAGUCACAGAAUCCAACCGUGACGCCGAGCCCGGCCCCGACACUGACACCAAUGCCGAUCACUACUCUCACACAGAUCCAACCUCUGAAGCUUCAACAGCCAAUCAAACGGCAGCAGGAUCCUCUCCUGUACUGCUCCCAGGCUGCAGAAACACCGACAUCAUCUCAGGAGUGUGAGACUCCUCCCCCUGCUACAGGCCCCGCCUCCUCUGCCAACACACCCAGCAGCUCCCCGCGGACUGAGCCGCCCCACCUGGAGAUCCCUGAAGAAAGGGUUGAAAAGACGCAGGACGACUCGGCGGCUGCUUCCCUGUCUGCACUGGUUUCAAACACGCAGCUGAUCCCACAGGUUGAUCAGCCUCUAACAGUCAGUGUGACGCAGCAGGAGUCUUCCUCAGGAUCCUGGAGCGAAUCAACCCCCCAGCAGCUUCUUCCUCCUCCUCCUCCCCCCUCCUCUACCUCUUCAUAUCCACAGACCCCUCCUCCUCCUUUUCCCUCCUCCCAUUUCCCCCCAUUCCAGCCUCUCAGCGGUUACCCCCCUGGAUACCCUCACCUCACCGCCACACCCGUCUGGACUUUCCCGACACUCAAGGGAGCUCCCAUCUCCUCCCUCCUCCCCUCCUCCUCCUCCCCGAACCCCAUGCUGGUGCCCAAUGAUUGGUUCAGGGACCAGAGGGAGAAGAAGCAGAGGUCACCUCACAGAGGAUCCGCCUACAGGCGCUCUUCAAAGUCGUCUAAGUCCAAACCCUCUCAUUCCUACCCUUCAAGCAGAUCCAGAUCCCGGUCCAGGUCCAGGUCCAAAGGCAGAUCAAGGUCGUCUCACAGAGGAUCUUCCAACAGAGGCUCUUCAAAGUCAUCCAAGUCCAAGUCCUCUCACUCCUACCCUUCAAGCAGAUCCAGAUCCCGGUCCAGGUCCAGAUCCAGGCCCAAAGGCAGAUCAAGGCCUCACUCACCGUCCUCCCGCCCCAGAGAUCAGCUCCUCCGCUCUCAUUCCUCCCAGUCCUACAGCUACGGUUACAAACUCGCACACUCUCCUACAACCUCCUCCUCAUCUUCACCUCGAGUGGCCCACCGUUCCAGGCACAAGUCACCAUCGGUCCACCGCCAUCACAGGAAGAAAUCAGCUACAAGGAGCUCGGGGUCGGGGAGAGGAGGAGAGGGAGGCUCUGCUGAGAGCUCAGCUGGCCUCACGUUUCCCCCGUCUGCAGAUCAGACGAGCAGCCUGGAGCUGGACCGACAGCGCUACCUUCAGUGGAGGAAGGAAUACAAAGAGUGGAGUGAGAAAUACUUAAACAGCUACAUGCAGCACUUCCAUCAGCUGCCUCCUCUUCCUCCCUGUCCUUUCUCUCCGGGUGGAGACGAAGAGAAGAGCAGAAAUCAAGACCAACACAAAGGUAAACGCUCCUCCCGGACACACCGUUCACCUCCGUCACAGUCGUCCAGUGACAGCUGCUCCCUCUCAUAUCAGUCCUCCAGCGACAGCAGCUCCAAAUCAUCCCCUUCAUCCAGCGACAUGAGCUCCUCUCCAUCUCAUUCAUCCAAAGACAGCCGGUCCCCGCCUUCUCAGACCGCCAAUGACAAAUCAGCUCCACCUGAAGGAGGAGGAGCCGAGAAGUGCAACCCUGCUCCACCCGACACACAGAGAGAAGAAGAAGUGCAGGAAAGAAGCCAAGAGGUCAAACAGCUGAUCGAGAAGAGGUCAGAGGAUCUGAGCCCCCGAGAACACGAGAGGAAGAGCGUAAAGCAACAAAAGGAGAGAGGAGGAGAAGAGUCUGCAGGUUUAGUGGACAACAAGAGUCACACUGCUGCCCCAGAGUCCUGCAAUGAAGGUCCAAAAGAAGACAACGCAACAAGCAGCGAGGCCUUAAAACCAGAUCAACAACACGUGAAAACAGAAAAACCUUUAGAUCGAGACUCUGGAAGAAAGAGCAGAGAGCGGAGGGUGGUGGAUGGAGAGAAAGAACGGAGGAGAGACAAAUAUUCAGACUCCAGACACGAUUACAAGAUGAAAGAGACGUCGAGCAAACGGACACACGGGAGGGACAGAGACCGACACAGAAACCCUAAAGCGUCUGACUCCAGAUCAGAGAAGAACCGAAAAAGAAAAGAAGGAGACAGGGGGAGGAGUCCUGACGACGCUCAGAGCAGAAAACCCCUGAAAACAAAAACUACAGAGGACCCAGAAACCCGCCGAGAGGAACACCCGGUUCAGUUUGAGAGGAAAAAACAGAAACCUGAGGAGAAGAAGAACCUGAAGAAAACAUGGCCUCUGACAAAGAAAGACAUCUGGGAGGAAGGGAUGACCGUGAAACCACAGAAGAAGAUCAGCAUCAACAUCAAGUUUGAUGCAAAACUGAGGGAAGACGAAACCAAAACGACGACUGAACCGAAGAAGGAAAACGAGCAGAGGGUGGAGGUUGUAGAAGAAGAGAAGGGGAACAGAGGAGAGACAGGAAGACAUGAAUCCAGCAGAGACCCGGUAGGGGUGUCUGAAGAAAAGAUCAAAUCAGGAGGAGAGGAAAGACUGAUGGUGGAGGAAGAUAACUUCACAGAGGAGAAGGGAGAGAUCGUUGAAGACGUAAGAGGUAAGAAAGAGGACGAACGCGCUCAGGAGUUACAGUCAUGGCAGAGUGUCCCUAAAGGAGACAAAGAAGAGGAGGAAGAGGAGGAGAGCAAGAACAGGAUGGAGACCUGCGAGGGAGAAGAGAUGCCAAACGACCAAAGGAGGAAUGAAAGGGAAGGAAAGGAGGAAGAGAACAGCAGAGGUCAAGAGAUGAGGGAGGAGGCUGAGGAAGAGAAGACCACAGAGGAGGCAGGAGUGGAGAGGGGGAUGAAGAUGGAGGAAGGAGAGGCAUCGAGGAGCAACCAUGAAACUCUGAACUCGACUGUGAGCGACGGCAGGAGGAGUUCUGAGAGUCAGGAGACAAGGAUGGAGGUGAAGACUCUGCAGGAGGACACUGAUGUCAGAUCUGCAGAAGAAGAGCUCGGACUCGUACAGGUCCCUCGCUCCACGUGGGAGAAGAAGAAGUCUGAGGAGGACGAGUUUCUGCCUCCUUCGUCUGUGUCUGUCGCAGCAGAGACGACAACCAGCAGAGAAACAGAGGGAGAGAAAGAAGAACAGAGGCCGAGGUCAGUCAAAGUAGACAGAGACAGGGAGGUGGAGAGAGGAAGAGAGAGAAGCUCUCAUAGAAGUGUGGCUCCCUCUAGUGGCAGAGACAGAUCUGACAGGAAGAGAGAGAAGGGGAGAGAGAGUGAGAGACAGAGGGAUAGAGAGAAGGAGGGCAGUGUGAGGACAAGAGAGGGAGAGAAAGAGAGAGACAGGAGAGGGUACAAGAGGGAUCGCCCUUCCUCCUCUCACUCUUCCUCUCACUCGAUGUCACAUGACUCAAAGAGGAGAGACCGGCCUCCCAAGAGUUCCUCCAGCGAUCAGAACGCUCACAGAGCCGACAGGAACACGCCAAGAGGCUCGAAGUCUGAAGACAGCCGAGAGAGAGAACAAGUCCCCUCCAAAUCUUCAGCAGGGUCAGAUCCUAGGAAGGCCAGGACCAGCAGCCCCGGUCCAGAACUGAUGCAGAGCAGGGGGGAAAAGGGAGGAUGGAAGGAGGAAAGGAUGCAUAAAGAGAGAAAAGAGAGAACAGAAAAUCAAGGAGGGUGGAAGAGAGAUAAAGGUGCAUUCAACGAAAGUGUAGGGCGAAGAUCCGGAGGGAAAGAGCCGGAGGAGAGACCAGGAAGCAAAAGUUCAUCACCGAGAGAGGAGAGCGGCAUCAGAGGAGCGAGGGAAGAUGCUAAAUGAGCGAAUGAAGAGGAGAUGAAGAAACAGAGGAAGACAAAGAGGAAAGAGAGACAGACGGACGACCCUGCCAAACUCUGAGAGUUAUCUGACCGGCGUGGACGAAGUGAAAGUUACUUGAAUAAUGUUUUUCUUUUCUCUGCCUGGAUUCUUUUGUUCUUUUCUUUAGUUUCCCAGAAUCAUCAUCGCUCUGUGACAGUGAACACAACAUGUGAAGGGACAGCACUUUAAAGAAAAGAAUAGUGAAUGAUCUUCAGCCUCUUUAAUGAUUUGCACAUGCUUACCUAUCGCUCAGGACUGCCAACAAUUAAAGUUUACAAACCGACCGUGCACGAUCUCAAGAUCUCACAGGAAGACGACGGGCCGGUCAGAUUGAUUCGCCUCACUCAGGAGAGAAUGAUCCAUGACGAGAGUUUGUGAUUAAUUUAAAGCAUACUGUGAAUAUUUAUGAUUUGGACCUCUGUGCAGUGUUAUAUUUUAAUUUGUGUAAAUAUUGUGUUUGAAGAAAAAAUGCUGGAUGGAAGGAUGAAUGCAGAACCAGAGGGAACUUUAGUUUUUCCUGCUUUGAAGGAAAUAAAAAACACAUCCUUAAAUGA
Notolabrus celidotus (New Zealand spotty) is the source of this 5774-nucleotide messenger RNA. RefSeq names its product E3 ubiquitin-protein ligase RBBP6-like. Gene Ontology annotation, biological process: ubiquitin-dependent protein catabolic process; protein ubiquitination; mRNA processing. The record is from RefSeq and is a predicted model, not a curated record. Gene Ontology annotation, molecular function: ubiquitin protein ligase activity; zinc ion binding; nucleic acid binding. Bases 364 to 5181 code for a protein of 1605 amino acids. NCBI's taxonomy places the organism in Eukaryota, Metazoa, Chordata, Actinopteri, Labriformes, Labridae. Gene Ontology annotation, cellular component: nucleus. The transcript has 19 exons.